This is a messenger RNA of Linum tenue, 864 nucleotides long. NCBI's taxonomy places the organism in Eukaryota, Viridiplantae, Streptophyta, Magnoliopsida, Malpighiales, Linaceae. The record is from the annotation of a GenBank genome assembly.
AUGGACAAGGGAAAAGCAAUUAUGGGUUCUGGUCGCAGAUGGGCUGUGGAUUUCGGUGAUAAUUCCCUAGCCCCUUCCUCGCGCGACAUUCCCGAUCCUCCAGGCUUCUCCCGUGCAUCUCAGGAGCAGGAUGAUUCUACUGUUAGCAAGCAAAAGAAGGAUGCAGAAGCUAAUUGGAAGGCCCAGAAAGCUUGGGAAGUGGCACAAGCACCUUUCAAGAAUUUGCUAAUGAUGGGCUUCAUGAUGUGGAUGGCUGGGAAUACUGUGCACCUUUUCAGCAUUGGUAUUACGUUCUCGGCACUUUGGCAACCAUUAAGUGCUCUCCAAGGGGUUGGAAAGGUCUUUGAACCAUACAAGGACAACAAAGUUGACCUCCUUGCGCCUAAGUUGGUAUUCAUUGCCCUAAAUUUAGGGGCUAUGGUGCUGGGUGUUUGGAAGCUUAACACAUUGGGUCUUCUGCCAACACAUGCAUCGGAUUGGGUUUCUUCUCUACCGCCUGCUCAGGAGGUUGAAUACUCUGGUGGAGGCAUUGCAUUCCAUUAACCCUUUUCCGCUCUGAAUACGAGCCUCUAAUCAGCAAAAGAAAGAACUUUGGCGUUACAUUGUGGUAUCCUAAAUUCGAGCCUGGUGUUGUGAUAAAACUAGACACACUUCUUCCUUUAGUCAUGUUAGUUCUUACAGUUGACAGUAAUCGCAGGGGAAUGUGUGUGAGAUGUACUAUUUUGGUCACGAAUCACCUGAAGUUGAAACGUUUUUGUUACUUCAAUUUAGAGUUGUUUGGAAGUAUGAGCAUACAUUUACAAUGCUAUAACUGUCCUCUCCAAACAAGCAAAUCAACCUGCCUUUGGUGUCUUUUAAAGCUCA